AAGUUAUUAUUUCUCCUUCUUUAUUACGCUCUGUAUUUAAUGCAAUGACAAUCUAUCAAUCAACUCCAAUCAGUUGUAUUAUUUUACUAUUAACCACCAUGAAUUUACUGUUGAAUAUAUUUUUUUCUACCACAUGUGCAAUGUAUACAACGAUUUGAUGGAAAAGUGAAUCAUCUUUGUGUGUUGUGACGUAAUUGUAAAUUUCUUAAAUCACAGUGGCUGCAAAAUUAAUGAGUGAAAUGGAGGAAAAAAGUCUUGUUGAAAAAUGACGUGGUAAGAAAAGAUUCAUCCGCAGAUAAACCUGCAAAAACUACAGAAUUGGAGAGCAAAGAAUAAGUUAGAGAGCAUCACUUCACAAAAAGAAACAUUGAAAAUAAAUUUCAAACGACUUCUGCAUAAAACGAGAGAAGGAAAACCCAAUCCCAGUUGCAAUUCUGAAAUAUCUUAUUCUCCACAAUUAGACUAACUGGAAAUGGAAGACAGUCAGAAGACGGAAGAUGUGUGGCACAGAGGGAAAACAGAUAAUCGUAAUGAAAUAUUCAAUAACGACAGUGCAGCUGGUUCUGUUGAUACAAAUUCUACAUCAUUAGCUGACAUUUUUGAUACUGCAUUCACGUCAACUGCAGAUCCAUCACCUCAGCGAUGCCCAACAGGUACUGAGAUGGAAUUCGAUCAUUUAUUUGCCGAGUCCGAUAUCGAGGAGACAGACUCCCAAAAUCGAAUCGAGCAAUUGACAAACCCAGCGAAUCACUCAGAGAGCAGUGAUCAGUUCGAUUAUCCAUCAUAUGCGUCGCAAAAUACAACUGUGGAGCGGUAUCUGUAUGAACGAAGACAAGCACGCGUAAAUCAUCAAACUAUCCGCGACUCAGGAUUGUGUACCAGAUUGUACGAGAGUUUUCGAAUAAGAAAUAUGACGCCUGAAAUUGAGGAAACUGACUCGCGAAAUCGAGUUGAGCAAUUGACAAAUCCAAGCAAUCGUCCAGAAGCCGGUGAUUGUUUUCCCUAUCCAUCCUAUGCAUCGCAAAAUACAACUGUGGAGCGAUAUCUGUUUGAGCGAAGACAAGCCCGUAUGAAUCAUCAAAAUAUGCGCCAUUCGAGAUUCUGCAUUGAACCGUACGGGAGUUAUCGAAUAAGAAAUAUGAUGCGAAAUAGAGAAUUAUCGUUGUCAACACGAUAUAAUAGAAAUGAGCUGGACAAGCUACCGGUGAAUAACCCUCAGAGGGAUUUUGUGAGUACUGCAGGACCGUCGAGGAUUAUUGACGUACCAGUCGAUUACAGUAUUACGGGAACUGCUAAUAAUUAUCCGGGCAAUACGAUUGCUGAAAUCAACAGUGGUGAGUCAGUCGUCAGUGAUUCAGCGCCUUAUCAGACUCAUCCGCAGUCAGUUGCCAUCUCCCAGAGUGUAUCACACCCCAAUCGCCAAUCUGACGAUACGCCGUCGGCGCCUGAUUUGCAACUAGAUUGGUCCACUUCCAGUAGCGAGAGUGACGACGAAGAUGAUUCAGUCAAAGUAUUGGGGACAAUUAAUGCUAAUCAGAAUGGAGAUCAAGAGCAGGAGCAACGGAAGCAGGCAGUGCCUGUUGUUGAUUUAACUGCUGAAUCUGAUGAAGAACACGCUGAUCAAGCGAGUUCCAGUCAUACUUUGCAGCCACAAGUAUCGGGGGUACAGAGACCAAGGAAACAUAUACAUUGUGCACAUGCAAGUCAUAAUUUCAAUCGGAUGCGGCGGAUGAUGCAAUCACGCUAUCAUGUAUACCAACGUCAAGACCAUCGAUCUCUGUAUGACAGACCGCCAAAUGCUGGUGGUAGCACAGGCUAUCAAAUACAUCCAAUUCAUCAGCGCAUCUGGCUGCGCCAGCAGAGAAUGCAAGAAACUCAGCGGCGCACAUUGUACUCGAGAUUAUCGGCUCUACGGUAUUUCCAACAACAGCAUCAGCAGCAGCGACAGCAGCGACAGCAGCAGCAGCAGCAGCAGCAAUCACCAUCAGACCAACAGCCACCACCAGCUGCUCAUCCUGGGGCAUACCAAGCUGAUCGUUACAUCGUUGAUUCCAGUAAUCCAGACGCACUUCCACCACCCAGAAAUCCUUGCUUGAUCAAUAACAACUCAAGCCAACCGCAUAAUUACUCAAGACACCCUGAAUUACCACUGCCACAGCAACCAACAGUCUACAGUCAUCCAGAGGCCAGUGGCCCAACUGCACUAGUCAGCAUUGGCAAUCAACCACCUUAUCCAGUCCCACUUGUGCUAAAUGAAAUGAGAAAUGACGACAUUGAGAACAGCCAGGCAAGUGAUAAUAUACCAACAAUACCAGUUCAUCAACAUGUUCAUCAUCACAUGUAUCACUGGUCACCUAUAACACCCUAUCCUUAUCAAACAACGUCCAUGGCCAGAAUGCCACAUUUACAUAUUAGUAUUUCACCUCAUAUGCCGAACAAUGUGUCGACUGAGAUAGCACCGUAUCCAGUACCACUGCCAGAAUUUGUAUUGCAGCAAGCUCGACAUAUAACGGCAGGCCUCGAAAAUUAUAUGAGAAUUGUUGAUUUACGACGUAUGUCGCAUAUUAAUUGUGGAGCAACUCAAGAGUCUAUUGAGAGUCACACAUUCCCUCAUAAAUAUAAACUGGUUAAGAAGUUGGAAAGUGGUGAGGAUAUGGAAAAAUGUACAAUAUGUCUGUCGGAAUUUGAGGACUGUGAGAGUGUUAGAAGACUGCCUUGUAUGCAUUUAUUCCACAAAGAUUGUGUUGACCAAUGGCUAUGUACCAACAAACGGUGUCCAAUAUGUCGUGUUGAUAUUGAAACUUUUCCACGCAAAGAGUUAUCUGCAACUAUUUAGCUUAAGAUCAACUAUGACCCGUUAUAUUAUUAUUAUUAUUAUUAUUAUUAUUAUUAUUAUUAUUAUCCAAUUAAUUUUUUGGUGUAUGGAAACACGAAGGACAAUGAAUAAUUCAGCUCCAAUAGACACUUGCUCACGAGUUGUCAAGAAAAAAAAAAUUGAUAGCAAUUGCAUUUUAUCUUUCAUCAAACAGAUCUAGUACUGAACUUUAAGGAGCAAGAAAAUAUAAUAUUUUCGAAGUAAAAUUAGGGUAUAUAGCAAUUUUCAAAUUGUACAUGCUGAAGAUAAUUCAUGGUUCUCUUUCCACUACCAUAUUACAUAAGGGAUUGGUCAGUUUAAUAAUUCAAAGACUGUUAAAUUGAGUAAUAGAAAAUUGCAACUUCUCCGAAAUUCAAUCGAGUAGACACUUUUUUUUUCGCCUCUUGAUAAACGGCAGAAUAAUUUUAAAUAUUCAAUAUUUUCUGCAUGUGAAUCGAUUUUUUUAAAUUAAAACAUUUUAAAGUCUUUGGACAAAUUGUCUGAACAAAAACUAGUCUUUAUUUUUAAUUUAUAAUCUCAUCUGCUACCUUUACGGGUGAUUUAAUAUGCUUCAAUUCUCAUUUGGCAUGGAUUGCCGAAUUAAACACUUGCAAGGCUCCGGUGAAAUCCAUAUCAUUAAAAUUUAUUAACUUUUCAUUCCCAUAUUCUUUAUAUAGCUACGUUAUUUUUAUGGAAAUUUGUCAACAAAUUGGAGGAAAGAUAUUAUUAAUAAUGAUAAUGGAGUUUUCGGAAGUUGAAAGGAAUUAAAUUUUCCUUUCUCCGUUGAGAGAGAGGAGAGCAGUGACAAAUUGACGUUUUCACCUGUAAAUCACGUCUUAUAAACAAUUUUCCUAAGUGUGUAGACUUAUCGUCCCCUAGAUAGUUGAUCUUGUUGAAUAAUAUAAAAACUCAAUCAAUGGAAUGAAACAAUUCAAGUAGAAUUAAAUCAAAUCAAUCAUGAGACAAUUAGUAUGAUAAAGGUGCUGAUUUUUUUUCUACAUAUAUUAUAAGCGUCAUUAUUACUAACAUUGUUAUCAUUAUUAAUAUUAUUAUUAUUUUUAUAGAUCAUUGUGUAAUGCCAACAUCUUUAGGAAUGAAACUACCUAUUGAUUAAAUAACAUUGUCAGUUGAUGACGAUGACAAUGAUAAUAAUAAUUUUCUAUUCAUCCUAAAUUCCAUAUCUUUAAUUGUAAAUAUCCUGCUAGCUAGUGUAUUAUUGAUUGUACUGGUUUUAUUGUUGAAUUAGGAUAAUAGAAUAAACGUUAUACGGAAUA
Messenger RNA from Diachasmimorpha longicaudata, 4128 nucleotides. Its product is annotated as dual specificity protein kinase splA. Lineage: Eukaryota; Metazoa; Arthropoda; Insecta; Hymenoptera; Braconidae. Gene Ontology annotation, biological process: protein autoubiquitination. Gene Ontology annotation, cellular component: nucleus. Bases 473 to 2836 code for a protein of 787 amino acids. The transcript has 7 exons. The record is from RefSeq and is a predicted model, not a curated record. Gene Ontology annotation, molecular function: ubiquitin protein ligase activity.